Pyricularia grisea is the source of this 636-nucleotide messenger RNA. RefSeq lists its product as uncharacterized. The annotation marks the transcript as partial. NCBI's taxonomy places the organism in Eukaryota, Fungi, Ascomycota, Sordariomycetes, Magnaporthales, Pyriculariaceae. The transcript is spliced from 2 exons. The record is from RefSeq and is a predicted model, not a curated record.
UAGAGAGAGAGGGAGAGAGCGCGAUGGAUGGCCCACAUAUGUGGCCAAUCGUUGCCAAGAGAAUUCGGCUCUCUGCUCCGCCUUCCUCGACACUCACGCUCAGCCAACGUCCGCGGGAGACAAGGAUGCCUGAGCAUCUGCUUUUUCUUCUCAUCGACAAACAGUAAAGUGGAAACUCCACGCGGAGCUCGUCCGGUAACUUGGUAUACGGGUUCGUCUUGAAUAGGUAUAGGAAUUAGCUGGUCAGACUCGUACAUUUUGAUGCAUCUCGCGAGAAGGCUAAGGAUUGUCAACCUUCAGUCAUAAUAAUCCUCUGGCAACCGACACAUCGCUUCGCUGGUGGUGAACUUGAGCUUCAACAUGCCAUAGUCGUCUUUGAACCAUAUGAGCCAAAUAAACACAGCGGUACGACCGGUUUCGUUGGAAAUUGCCCAUGGCGAGCCGUCCUUCGCGACUAUAUCUCUUUUGCCGAGCUCGAUCAUUUUGCCAAACUCGGCCAUGAAGUUCCACGACGCGUGGAGCUGUCCACUAGAGAUGGUGUUCAGGACUAUAUCGACGCUGCGGUUGUACGUUGCACGCUUCAGGUCGAUGGCGAAGGAAUCUUCACGGAACCGGAAUGUGAUGCUAUUGUCCCAG